Messenger RNA from Malaclemys terrapin pileata, 1630 nucleotides. It is a transcript of the gene HDHD3, whose product is annotated as haloacid dehalogenase like hydrolase domain containing 3. The record is from RefSeq and is a predicted model, not a curated record. Bases 628 to 1350 code for a protein of 240 amino acids. The transcript is spliced from 2 exons. Lineage: Eukaryota; Metazoa; Chordata; Testudines; Emydidae.
UAGUCUUUAAGGUGCCACCAGACUCCUUGUUGUUUUUGUAGAUACAGACUAACACGGCUACCCCCUGAUACUUGGUAGUGUGCUACUUUCACUGCUGCAGGCCAAUCUUCCCAAUGCCCUACAGCUUGUGAGGGGGUGAGAGCUCUACCUCAUGGCUUGGGGGGACGGGGACUGUACCCCAUGGUCUAUGGGAUGAAGUCAUAUUUAGGCCUGAUAGAAUCCUGCUGUGAAUUCUAGGGGUCUGUUCUGAUCACGUUUAACAGGAGAACAGGGUGUGUGUGUGUGUGUGUACAACACUGCGGAAUAACCAUGUCUGAGAAAAAUAAAAGUCACUGAAAAGCUGGAAGAGACUGGUUUGAACUACCGCGAGAGCUGUAGUGGCUGGAGGAGAGCUAAGCUGGAGAUGGGAGACUAAUCCAUGGGUAUGAGAGCAGAUAACACAAAGUUACAGGUCCAUUUGUGUAACCUAGGGAGGUUAAAGCAGUGUUGCCUGGUGCUGGAGGUGACUGAUGAGAUGGUCCGGAUGAGCAUCUCCCUCAACAGAUCACUGCUUGCUGAGUGUUUUGCCUUAAUAAAGAGUUAGACCCAUCAGCUGUGUUCUCCUCGCUCCUCAGCCUCGAUGAAGCAAUGCUUCAGCUCCGGCUCUUAACGUGGGACGUGAAGGACACGCUGCUACGGCUCCGGCACCCAGUAGGAGAGAAUUACUCUGCUGCGGCCCGAGUUCACGAAGUUCAUGUACAGCCUGAGGCUCUCAAUAAGUCUUUCCAUCAGGCAUACAAAACCCAGAGCAAGCACUUCCCCAACUAUGGCCUGAGCCAAGGGCUAAGCUCCAAGCAGUGGUGGGCUGAUGUUGUCAAACAGACUUUCAGACUCGCUGGUGUCCAUGAAGACAGGCUCCUCGCCACCAUUGCAGAAAGUCUCUAUCAGGAGUUCUGCAGUGCACAGAACUGGGAGUUGUUACCAGGCGCCAGGGAGACUCUGAGGCAGUGCCACCAGCUGGGCAUCCGUAUGGCCGUAAUCUCCAACUUCGACAAGAGGCUCGAGAAGAUUCUGUCUCACUGCAACCUCAGGCACCAUUUUGAAUUUGUCUUGACCUCGGAGGAGGCUGGCUUUGCCAAGCCAGACCAGCGGAUCUUUCAGAAGGCGCUGCACAUUUCUGGGGUAGCCCCACAUCAGGCAGCUCACGUGGGGGACAAUUAUGUGAGGGAUUAUAGGGCAGCCAGAGAUGUGGGCAUGCACAGCUUCCUGCUCACGAGGGCUGGGUGUGCAAACAAUUGGGAGCUACAGGUACCAAAGCAGCACGUCCUGCCUUCACUUACCCACUUGCUGUCUGUUAUCGAGAAGGGUUAACGGUGAAUCCCUCGCCUCUCCGCAGAGAUCACCAGGGACAAAACAGAUUCCUUACACCUCGUCGCUAAAAAGAGGGACCAGUUGUGUUGGGACCGGGGGAGGGGAAGGGAGAGGAUUUGGUUCUCCACCAGGUGAAUCAGGUUCUAAAGAGUAUCUGCAUGUCCUGCUAUAGAGAGGGGGGGGGGAAGCAAACCCCGCUGAACUCAGUGAGAAAUACUUGCUAGCACCAUCCACAACAGUACAUUAGUCAUCCAAUACAAUAAACUGCUACAGAUACUCA